AUGGAGACAGAUGGAGGAGGCUGGGUCGUGUUCCAGAGGAGACAGGAUGGCUCUGUUGACUUUUACCGUACCUGGGCUGAAUACCAGUUCGGGUUUGGUAAUCUGCAAAAUGAGUUCUGGCUGGGGAAUGAUAUCCUGCGUGACCUUACUGGAUCGGGUCAAUGGGAGCUCAGAGUAGAUAUGGAAGAUUGGCAGUCCAACACAGCUUGGGCUUCUUAUGGUGAGUUUGCUGUUACAGGCGACAACUACACUCUCCAUGUUGGUUCAUACGAUGCUCAGAGUACAGCAGGUGACUCUUUGACUGAUCAUAAUGGACGACCCUUCACAACAAAGGAUCAGGACAACGACUUAAGUUCAAAUAAUUGUGCAGAGAAAAGGAAAGGUGCUUGGUGGUUUACAGCCUGCCUCACGGCUUAUCUCAAUGGCCAAUACCACAUUGAUGGAGAUAUUGCGUUUAAGAAAGGCAUACUGUGGGCAACCUGGAGGGGGAAAUAUUACUCCCUCAAGAAUUGCAGCAUGAAACUACGCCAAGUAGGCCUACAGUAG
Messenger RNA from Asterias rubens (European starfish), 546 nucleotides. RefSeq names its product ficolin-3-like. The transcript has a single exon. NCBI's taxonomy places the organism in Eukaryota, Metazoa, Echinodermata, Asteroidea, Forcipulatida, Asteriidae. The record is from RefSeq and is a predicted model, not a curated record. The coding region runs from base 1 to 546 and encodes 181 amino acids.